Messenger RNA from Ogataea philodendri, 585 nucleotides. RefSeq lists its product as uncharacterized. The transcript has 2 exons. Bases 1 to 585 code for a protein of 194 amino acids. The record is from RefSeq and is a predicted model, not a curated record. Lineage: Eukaryota; Fungi; Ascomycota; Pichiomycetes; Pichiales; Pichiaceae.
AUGUCCUUGGUGGAAGUGAUUGCGUCGAAAACAGAGUCGAUGAACUCGUCUCCGUGGUCGUGCAGUCCGGACUCGAACCGGUUUAGGUCAAGACUGGCCUCGCUGAGCCGUUUACACAAACCAUGUGACCCACAUUGGCAGGUAGACACCAAACUUGAACAGCAUGAUGGCCCACUUGAACUUACGCUGGAAGAAGUUGGCUGUUUUGGAGCACCCGGCUGCAUUACCGUCAGCGUCGUUAUCGUCAGGCAGGUCUUCCUGGACCAUCUGGUUCAAAUUGGACUUGGACGAGCCGUCCACGAGUCCAGUGAAGGUGAUUGGCUGGUCCACGUCCAGGAUGACGGGCUCGUAAUUAGGCACAAACUUGAGACUAAACUUGGACCCGUUUUCGAAAUGGAUGUAUCCAUCCUUAUCGAUUUUAACGUUUGGGUUUUUGUCCAGAAUGUCAAACGGAUUGACAUAGCUGAUCCCCGAGCACCACCACGAGGUCCUGAUAUCCGAACGAAUGUUGGAGUAAAGCGAAAUGUUCUUGAACUGGGCGAGUCCACGGAAGAACACCGUAUUAGGCAAAGACAUGAGUUUUAA